Camellia sinensis is the source of this 567-nucleotide messenger RNA. Lineage: Eukaryota; Viridiplantae; Streptophyta; Magnoliopsida; Ericales; Theaceae. The record is from RefSeq and is a predicted model, not a curated record.
AUGCGGAUGAGGUUGAGACACGUUGAACAAGACUCUAUUGCUACUACUUGUACUACUUUUGCUUCGAAGAAUGAGUUUUUUCAGAGGCUGUGGAGUGUUGAUGAUGAGAUUGUGAUUCUGCAGGGUAUUAUGGACUACACUACCACCAAAGAUAGUACUCAGAGAUGGAAUUCUGCUUCUCAAGAAGAUUGCAAAUGUGGCCAACGGUUAAAGGGUAUUAUUGACUACACUGCCACCAAAGGUGUGGACCCUUCUACCGACAUGAAUGCUUUUUUUCUUUUCAUUAAGGAUCCUAUUCAUGUUCAUGAUACCAAGACCCAAUUGUCCGAGAAAGUCCGCAAGUUAAAGAACAAAUACAAGACCAAUGCCACCAAAGCUAAAUUUCCCUUCAACCCCCAUGACCAACAACUCUAUGAUUUGUCCCAAAAGAUCUGGGAUUUUCAAACUAAUGCUGCUAAACUUGAUACCACUAACAAUAACAAGGACAUGGUUCAUGGGAAACAAAUUCUAAAAAAGGGUGCUCUUAGCAAGAUGGCAGAAAUUGAAAGAGAAUUGAAGAAGCUCUAA